Molecule: messenger RNA, 1354 nt
Organism: Psylliodes chrysocephalus
Lineage: Eukaryota; Metazoa; Arthropoda; Insecta; Coleoptera; Chrysomelidae
Source: the annotation of a GenBank genome assembly
UCAAACAUAACAAAUUAUUAUUUUUCCAAAUAUUUAAUUAGAUUUGAAAGUGAUGACGUUGCUAUUAUACACGAAAAUGUGCCUAAAUCAAACAAAAGCCUAUGAUUUGUCGCUGUCAUUAAAAAUGGUCAUAUUCUUGUUAUCAGGGGGUGAUGAAAGAACCCGUGCUGUGAACCAGAAAAUAGUUCAGCAAUUCUUUGAUAAGAAAGUGUUAGUGAAUUAAUCUUCUUCGCAACUUAAUUAUGUUUAUUAGUGCCUCUCAGGCGUUUACUUUGGAUUCAAGUACUGAAAGUUCUAGUAAUUGUGACGAAGCCAUGCCAGCUAUAAUGAAUAGUAAUUCGGGCACGUCGCCGCCACCGCUGCGGCUAACUUUCCGCACCGCCCGCCAACCCUGGGACGCAGUACUUAGGGGCCGCACGCUCUACGUUGCGUUGCCGCCCCAGGUAUUGCCCGAGGGUUCUCGCGAGGCUUUCGUAGCAUUGCUCGAGGCUGCGGAGGAACAACUCAAAUGCGAACAUGUUGUCGUGGUCUUUGCCGCUGAUCGACCAGACAGAGCCGUAUUAGUCCGAACAUUCAUGUUCUUGGGCUUCGCUGUGCUGUCUCCAACGUCACCGCUGGUACCACCAUCAUUGGCCAAUGGCAACGUUUGCAUGCUCUACAACAUCGAAUGAAAAGUUCCCAAAUAGUAGCCUCGGACGUCGCUAGUUUUGUUCAUGUUUUCUAUAUAUUUCCAUUAGUAAUAGACAGGUUGGAUGGUGUCUUGCACCGCUUUUUUAACAAUUCAAAUAUAUAUUUUGAUUAUUGCACCAAACCUUUUAAUUUUUACUUGAAGUCUAGGUAUGAGUACAAAUUAAAAAUUAUACUCCGAACCUCUCUUGAUGUGUUUAGAUAAUUUAAUAAAUCAAUCACAAUUUAAUUUAAUAAAUCAAUCACAAUUCAAUGUCAACAUAGCUUCGAAAAUAACGCUAAAUCACAAUUUAUUUGAAUUGGUAAUGUGUAAUACAAGGAAAACUUUUUUAAGUUCAUGUACGUUUUAUUUUGAUAAGAAUUUUUACUUGGUUUGUUCUGUGUUUAAUUUUAAUCUUUUCCUAAAUAUUAACAUUGUGUUUCGUUAAAUUUUAUUAAUCACUAUUUUAUUAAACAUAUAAAAUACCAUUUCACCAUCCAAUUUAGUAGCGAUUUUUAUUUACUUCAUUUCCUGAUAAUAUUAAUUUAGUAUGUUUUUAUUAUAAAUUUUCGUAUUUGCCAAAUAUUAGGAAUUGAGGUAAAAAAUAUAAUACAUGUGUUUUAUAGCUUUUGUCACGUUAGGCAUAUACACAGCAUGUCGUUAAUCUAUUGUUUUAGUUAUCAGGAU